This is a messenger RNA of Pundamilia nyererei, 1617 nucleotides long. It is a transcript of the gene mthfsd, whose product is annotated as methenyltetrahydrofolate synthetase domain containing. Gene Ontology annotation, cellular component: cytoplasm. The record is from RefSeq and is a predicted model, not a curated record. The transcript has 8 exons. The coding region runs from base 158 to 1600 and encodes 480 amino acids. Gene Ontology annotation, molecular function: RNA binding. Lineage: Eukaryota; Metazoa; Chordata; Actinopteri; Cichliformes; Cichlidae.
UCGUUAGGAUCGUCCCUCUGAGCCACCGUAGCAAUGAUAAACAUUGACAAGCAGCUGUUCCGUUAGUAUUAUGUUACAGAGCUCACGUGUACGAUAUUACUGCGUGGAGUGCAUCCGAGUGUUGUAGAAUAAACCUACCCGUGGCUCUAAUAAAGCGAUGGAUCCCGUCAUAAAAAUCAACCCGGGAGGAUCGAAAUGGGACAUUCGUCAGAAAGUUUGGGACUACAUAGAAGAAAAGAAUCUGGCAAACUUUCCGAGGCCCGUCCACAACAGAAUCCCAAAUUUCAAGGGUGCAGGUAAGGCAUGUUACAGCCUUGCAGGCCUGCAGGAGUUCAAGUCCAGCCAGACAGUCAAAGUUAACCCAGACAGACCCCAGCAGCAGGCACGCUUUAUCACCUUGGAAGCACGGAAAACUUUGUUGGUCCCAACUCCUCGUCUUCGUACAGGCCUUUUCAAUAGGAUUACUCCACCUGAAGGGGCUAGCAAAGAACAACUACGCAUAUGUUCUUCCUCUCAGGGUGUGAAAGACUUCAGUGUACCUGUUGGCCUGGAUGCAAAAAUUAAAAUUGACCUGAUGGUGGUUGGUUCUGUGGCGGUGUCGGAGAAAGGCUUUCGGAUUGGAAAAGGAGAAGGCUUUGCUGACUUGGAGUAUGGAAUGAUGGCUUCAAUGGGUGCCGUGAAUGAGUCUACUGUGGUGGUUACUGUUGUCCAUGACUGCCAGGUGAUGGACAUUCCAGAAGAUCUAAUGGGAAGUCAUGACCUGACUGUAGACUACAUCCUCACACCGACCAGAGUUAUUAAAACAGAUUGCCAGUUGCCUAAGCCAUGUGGAAUCAUCUGGAAUAAGCUGGACACAGAAAAGCUGCAAAAGAUCCCCAUCCUGAAGAAGCUGCGUGCUCUUGAAGAACAAGCUGGAAAGGAUGUAACACUGGGGGCAGCGCCUGUUGCGGCAGAAGCUGGUCUGCACGCCAGUCAACCCAAAAGGCAAACCAGACGGAGGCUGAGGCCAAACACACAGCAGGAUGCUGAGGGAGAAUCCAGCCAGGACUCUAGACUGGAAAAAAGAAUAGCGGGAGAACCAAAAGCCAGACAGCAUCUGACUAGAAUGAAUAAAGAAAGCAGAGGAGACGGCAAGGCAGGUAACGAGCAAGAAAUUGGCAAGACAAUAAAGGGAAAAAGUAGAGGGAACACAAAGGAGCAGGUCCCAGAAGAGGGUGGAAAUGAAGUCAAAUCUCAGCGUAAGCUCCAUCUGAGUGUGACAACAGUUUAUCUGGGAGGAAUCCCUGCUGGGCUGCGUGUUAGUGAGCUGAAAACCGCCCUCCGAGAGAGGGAGGCCACUCCACUGAGACUCACCUGGCAGGGAGCUCAGCACAGGGCCUUCCUGGAUUACAGUGACCCCCACGCUGCAGAUCAGGCCCUGGAGGCUCUGCAGGGGCUCGCUCUCAAUGGUCACAGUCUGCAGGCUGAACUGGCCAAGAGCCAGCGAGGAGGCAGGAAAUCUGGACAAUCCAGUAGAAGACCAAAACCAGCAGCGGCUCCGAAGUCUGAAGUAUCAGCACCAGAUGCUAAGAGUGAUGCCACAGAAAAAACUGAGCAGUAAAAGCAGUAAGAAAUAUA